Molecule: messenger RNA, 1571 nt
Organism: Procambarus clarkii (red swamp crayfish)
Lineage: Eukaryota; Metazoa; Arthropoda; Malacostraca; Decapoda; Cambaridae
Source: RefSeq, a predicted model, not a curated record
AUGCUAAUCUGGCGUGAAGAAUCAAGGCUGAUGAACGCUGCCAGAUGCCAGUAUGAGGCUGUCAUACGGGUGGUGGGCGGGUGUCUGCUGGUACAGCAGUGUGGGGCGGCGGGUGGUGGGCGGGUGUCUGCUGGUACAGCAGUGUGGGCGGUGGAUGGUGGGCGGGUGUCUGCUGGUACAGCAGUGUGGGCGGUGGAUGGUGGGCGGGUGUCUGCUGGUACAGCAGUGGGGGCGGGUGUCUGCUGGUACAGCAGUGUGGGCGGGUGUCUGCUGGAAAAUAUCUUCGGGACUUCUGAGGUAUCGUUGCAAAAAGGCCGAUAUGACGGGGGAUAUGAAGCCUUGCCGAAGACGUCUUCUGGGAGAUAUAAUGGCCGCUCCCCGGAGCUGUCGUUAUCUUCUGGCAGAUAUAAUGGCCGCUCCCCGGAGCUGUCGUUAUCUUCUGGCAGAUAUAAUGGCCGCUCCCCGGAGCCAGACGUGCCGAUCCACGCGACGAUGGUGACGAUGGUGUUCGUGUCGAUGGACCGCUACCGCACCAUCGUCACCCCGAACAAGGCGCGCCUCCCGCCCUUCAUCGCCGUCCUGGCCGUCUGGGUCGUCUCCGUCUGCGUAGUCCUGCCCUACGCCGUCUACAUGCACUACAUCGACCUUCAGGAGGUGUUUGGGGAUCAGUUUGAGGGCGCGGGAAUCUGUACUGUCAACCUGGGGGACGAUAUAGCCGAGUAUAUCCGCGGCCUCUUUGUUGUUCUGUACGCCCUGCCGCUAGCACUGGUGACAUUCCUGCACGUGCGUGUGGGCGGGGAGCUGAGGAGUCGUGAGGCGCCCGUCACCCUGGCCAUGCUGGACUCCACCUCCAGGGGCUCCCAGCAGGACGUCUGGAGCCUCCAGGAGAACUCCAGGCCCUCCUCCAGCGCUAUCCUGACGGAGGCGGAGGGUCGGGACGGCUUCCUGUACCACGACGCCCACCACCUGCCCUCCUUCCUCACGCCCACGCCCCUGGGGGCGGGCGGUGGGGGCAGUAGUGGGGGCUCGCACACACCUACACUGCUGGGAGGCCGCACCCCUUCCCUGCACCACCUGGAGGAGGCGGAGGCGGAGGUAGAGAGGGAGAAGAGGAACCAGCGCUACAUUGCCUCCAUCGUCACCGCCUUCGCCCUCUGCAUGUGUCCCCUUAUGAUACUCAGGCUGGUGAAGAACAUGGUGAUGGAGACGUACGACAACUCUGGCCACUUCGACAUCACCUACAUCACCUUCGUGUGGGUGGCCUUCCUGCCCACCGUCACCACCCCGGCCCUCUACGCCGCCUGGAAGAUCAGCAGGUCGACCAAGGACAGACUACACUCCUACCUCCACUUCGGCUUGAGAGGUCGCCGCUCCGCCCACACCCAAAACUUCACGCCAAUGUUCUACUCGUGUCACGCCCGCGCCGCCCACCGCCUCUCCCUGGAGCCCGCCCUUGCGCCCGCCUCCCCCCACUCCCACCACGCGCCCUCGCCCCACCAGGGAGGACCCACGCCCAUGGCCGCCCGCUCCGACAACCCGCGCCCUUACUCCCUGGCGCUGCCGUCGUGAGU